AUGCUCCUCACGAUCGGACUCGUGCUGGGCAUUGCGAAAAUUUCUUCCGCGGCCAGUGGGGUCAUUUGGCGCGAGGGUAGUAACGAUUUCGUGUCGCUACUGAGCAUACCAACGUUUUCCUUAGCUAACGAGAAUUUCGUGAAAAAAAUCCAAGAGCUGGAACACCACAACUUCCACGGAGCCGUUCUAAAGGCCGUCUACUACGAGGAGCCGAACCUCGUGAGCUUCGUCGACAACGACACGAAAAUGACCGGAGUUUGCGGCGAACUGUGGAACAUCCUGGCCGAUUAUUUGAACUUCACGUUGGUCCCCAUCAAAAUGGAGAGCCGGAAUUUCGGGGGCAGGCUGGCGAACGGCAGCUACGACGGGAUCCUGGGUCUCAUACACCGCAACGAGUCCCAGAUAGUCCCGAGGUCCGGAAUAUUCAGCGACCGGCUGUCGCUGCUGCAAUACACGAUGCCGCUGUGGAGAGUCCGCUACCACUUGUACAUCAAGCCCGAGUGGAAGCACGACGACGGUUGGAUAUUCCAUUUGUUCUCCGCGCAAGUUUGGUACUCGUUUUUCCUACUUUUGCUCCUGAUGAGCGUCGGAGCGUACAUCCACGAAAAAAACUCCCUCGACAAGCAGGGAACAACAGUCACCCACCACAGUUUGUUGGACCACGUUUUCCACACGAUAGCCAUAGCGAUGUCCCAAGGAGCUACCUCGUCCGAACUGGAGGACAAGUCCAAGUUGAUAUAUUUGUGCACUAAUAUGUUUUCGUGGCUCAUCAUCAUCGCCUUCAGCUCACACGCGAUCUACUUGAUGAUGAAUAAAAAAUCCAACUUGCCGUUUACCGAUUUGAAAAGUUUGAUACAAAACAGCAAGUACGGCGUGGUCGCCUUCAGUGGUUCCAUGGUCCACCAACAGUUCGAAGAAACGGCCACCAAGUAUUACAGAGGUAUGCGCGACUUUGGUCGGGUGACUUUCGCUUCGUCCGCGGAGGAGGUUUACGGAAAAGUGUGCUUCUCGACCAAGGGAAAAUACGCGGCUUUCGAGGCCAUAGAUCGCCACAAAGCCAUUGGCCGAAAUAUAUGUCGGCUCGUGCCAACCCAGAGCUCUUACUUCGAGACGUGGAUCGCGUCGGCCAUCAAGAGGAGGUUUCGGUACAGGCGCAGCUUCGACAACGGGAUCCUGAGAAUGUACGAAACUGGGUUGUUGGAUGGGCUGAAGGAUCGGUGGCUCGAUUGGAAGGUUGACGAGAACGAGGAGUUGCCGUUUCAGUCGAUCGACGUCACGCAAACGUAUUUGAUAUUUACCAUUUUGAUUGUAGGGUGUGUUUUGUCCGUUAUUGUUUUGAUGCUCGAGUUCGUGAUUUUUUUCAGAAGUAAACAAACAAACAAAUUAGAAAAGUUCAAGAUCGUUAAAAAUCGUAAAAGUGAUGUUUUUCUCUUGGCUAAAUAA
Molecule: messenger RNA, 1443 nt
Organism: Copidosoma floridanum
Lineage: Eukaryota; Metazoa; Arthropoda; Insecta; Hymenoptera; Encyrtidae
Product: glutamate receptor ionotropic, kainate glr-3-like
Source: RefSeq, a predicted model, not a curated record